CCAGGAGGGAACGCGGCGGCAUAGAGGGCACUUCACUUCCUUGGGCGACUCGGGUCCUCGGGUGUAAGUGGCCGACCGGCGGCCCAGGAGGCCGAGGGAGGUCGGGGGAAUCUGCGCGUUAGUAUCCGCCGUUUGUGCUCAGUCCCUCUUCUCGUCUUGCGUCAAGUCGCCAUGAAGGACUCGCUGGUGCUGCUGGGUCGUGUUCCAGCACACCCAGACUCGCGCUGCUGGUUCUUGGCCUGGAACCCCGCAGGAACUCUUCUGGCCUCGUGCGGGGGCGACCGCAGAGUCCGCAUCUGGGGCACUGAGGGUGACAACUGGAUCUGCAAAUCUGUCCUUUCUGAAGGCCACCAGCGCACUGUGCGGAAGGUGGCUUGGUCUCCCUGUGGCAAUUACUUGGCCUCUGCCAGCUUUGAUGCUACCACUUGCAUUUGGAAGAAGAAUCAGGAUGACUUUGAGUGUGUGACUCUGGAAGGCCAUGAAAAUGAAGUCAAGUCAGUGGCCUGGGCCCCAUCUGGCAACCUCCUUGCUACCUGCAGUCGAGAUAAGAGUGUGUGGGUCUGGGAAGUUGAUGAAGAAGAUGAGUACGAAUGUGUCAGUGUCCUCAACUCCCACACACAGGGUAAGCAUGUGGUCUGGCACCCAACCCAGGAGCUGUUAGCUUCUGCAAGCUAUGAUGACACAGUGAAGCUCUAUCGGGAGGAAGAGGAUGACUGGGUAUGCUGUGCCACCCUUGAAGGCCACGAAUCCACCGUAUGGAGCUUGGCCUUUGACCCCAGUGGCCAGCGUCUAGCGUCUUGCAGUGAUGACCGUACCGUGCGCAUCUGGCACCAGUAUCUGCCAGGCAAUGAGCAAGGGGUGGCAUGCAGCUCUGAUCCCAGCUGGAAGUGUAUCUGCACUUUGUCAGGCUUCCACUCCAGGACCAUUUACGACAUCGCUUGGUGUUCGCUGACAUGGGCCCUGGCUACUGUGGGGGACGAUGCCAUCCGAGUGUUUGAGGAGGACCCCGGCUCAGAUCCACAGCAGCCUACCUUCUCUCUGACAGCCCACUUGCCUCAGGCCCAUUCCCAGGAUGUCAACUGUGUGGCCUGGAACCAGCAGCAGGGACUCCUGGCCUCUUGCAGUGAUGAUGGGGAGGUGGCCUUCUGGAAGUACCAGCGCCUGAAGUCCUCUGAGCCACCUCUACUUAGGAUAGAAUUGUGGUUCCCUGGAAAAUGUCGUAAGACUUUCCUAGCCCGAGGACCUGAAGGAGGAGUGUGGCCUUCGUUUAACUUGGUUCUCUCCCAGUCAGACCUGGGUAGAUGUGCAGGGCCACAGAACCACAAGCUGUUUCCCUCCUUCAACAUGGGGCCCUUUGUGAACAACUACAGAAACAGCAGUACCUUGUAGUAUGCCACAGAUUUUGCUUCCCUUUAGCUCACAGUGUCAAAGUUAUGGGGGCCGGGUGAGUGUACUACUUAUAAUCACCAUGUCUGUAUAUGGAGGAUUGUAUCUCAGACCUUUCUGAAAUUGUAAGUCUUAUAGAAAUAAUCCCCGAGUCCCAAGUCAUGUUUUAUUACUAGGAUAUUCACAAUGUAAAACAUUUCCAUGAGUCCUUUUCUCAAAUAGGUCCUACCUUCCUGAUUUCUGACUCCUUGCAUUUAAGACAUUUGAUAAAUAUUGAAGGAUAUCUUUUUUGGUGUAGACUAGUUUAAAGACACCUCUGCUUUCCCUUAGAAACCUUCAUGUAUCUUCUGUGCCUGCAGGGAAUACCAAAAAAAUAAAUGGGGAAGGGUGUGAACCCUAAAAGGUAGAGUUAUUGGCUUCAGGCCAUACAUUUCAAUGGGGCUGAAAGUUGAUACUUGGGUGGAGGACAAAAAUAAAAAAACUGUUCAAGACAAUAGCUUGUCAUUUAAGGGACCGCAGUACACUACACAGUAUAUCUGUGGUAUUAAAUUUUCAUGGUGAGGGCAAAUAGGAAAAAGGUUUCUGAUACAGCUCCUUAGGAGAAUGAUAAUGAAAAAAGAUAAUUACUGCCAUAGGCCAUUAUAUCUGCCAUCACUCAAGUUGUCUUGUGUCACCUGAUAGGGGUUUUGGCUUGAGGACUGUUCCCCAAAGCUAGACUUUAUUGACUUUUUAUAGGAGAGAAGUAAUGACCACAGACUGAAGAGACUGCUGGGGCAAUACAAAAAGCAGUGUUUCUCAAAUGUGCUCUGUAUAUCCCCAGGAGACCGGAGUGCCUGAGGGCUAAGGGGUCUGAGACUUGAGCUGUUGCCAUAUUGGCAGGAGCCAUGACAUCAGCACCAAUAGUGGUAGUCUUCAUGGCCUUGCUCACAGCAAAAGUACUGCCAACUCCACUUAGAAAUGUCCGAGAACAAAUACACAUCAAUUGUAUAAAAUCUUGACCCUUGGGAACACCGCCAUGUUGUAACAAUGGCAGCAUGCAGACAGCACAGUGGAGAGUAUCUUGAGGAAAAGCAGUUGUGUAGCUAAAUUGCUGGCUGAAUGAGCUGUGUACCAUUUUCACUUGUAGGAAAUUAUAGGAUGAAAACCUGAUUACUUGGCAGAUGAUUUCUGGGAAAUGAAUGAGCCUUUCACUCCAAGGGCAACUGAUACAGCAUGGCCAAUGAUCAAGCAUUCAAGCAAAACUUAGAAUUUUGGAAAACUUGGACCAACACCAUGCACUUGACAUCUUUCAAUACACUGACACUUCAUGUGUACACAGCUCCAGGCUCAUCAAACCCUGUACUGGUCACAUUUGCCAGGUAAAUGUUUCAGUACUCAGCGCUUGCUAGAUCUUAUAUGAGCCACACUGCCCACCAAGAGAAAAUGCUGCAUUGUCAGCACUUGUCAGUUUCAGCAUCCAUCAUGAGUUCUGGAACAAAUUAAUGAAUACCAAGGUACCACUGUACAUAGAUUUUCUGAGAUUGGUAGUGGUACUAAUGUGAUUUGUAUGAUAAAAUGUGUCAACAUUUAGAAGAUCUGCAUGACUCAGUGAAUCAGCAUUUUCCAAAUGAUUGUGUGAUGUUACAGAAUCAUUCAUGGGUAAGAGGUAAGAGACUUGUGGAUUUAAUGUUAACAGUACAGGAAGCUCAUUGAUAAGGUUUCAGAUUCCACAUUGCACUUGAGAAACUAUCACUUGCGGAGUAUCACUAUAGCAUCAAACAGCCAGUUUCCAAAGCUAUUAAAAACUUCCUUUC
Molecule: messenger RNA, 3179 nt
Organism: Phyllostomus discolor (pale spear-nosed bat)
Lineage: Eukaryota; Metazoa; Chordata; Mammalia; Chiroptera; Phyllostomidae
Gene: CIAO1
Product: cytosolic iron-sulfur assembly component 1
Biological process (GO): iron-sulfur cluster assembly
Cellular component (GO): cytosolic [4Fe-4S] assembly targeting complex
Molecular function (GO): protein binding
Source: RefSeq, a predicted model, not a curated record